Messenger RNA from Metarhizium album ARSEF 1941, 3039 nucleotides. RefSeq names its product Ataxin-10 domain protein. NCBI's taxonomy places the organism in Eukaryota, Fungi, Ascomycota, Sordariomycetes, Hypocreales, Clavicipitaceae. The transcript is spliced from 3 exons. The coding region runs from base 1 to 3039 and encodes 1012 amino acids. Gene Ontology annotation, cellular component: cytosol. The record is from RefSeq and is a predicted model, not a curated record.
AUGACGCAGCUGUCGGAUUAUACGGGGCCGAGUCCCGGCAAGGGAGACGAUGACGGCGAGUCUAUUGAGGAACGAUGCUUCUCCGCCGCGCUCGUCUGUCUCGAGGGCCAUUUCACGCAAUCCCCUCCCAUGGGGCCCCAAACAGCUGCUCGUGUGAACUCCAUGAUAUCAAAGACUCUCGAGAAGACCCAUACGCUUAGGACAGCCCGUGAGGCGCUCUCGCGAAAUGUAGCCAUAUGGAUAUGGCUCACAAGAAUAUUUGCCGCUGCUAUCCCUAGCCUCACAACUAGAUCAGUAGGGCCUCUGUCCAGCUUGAACGACCCGGACAGGGGGGUGAGUCCUCAGGAAAGCACCGCCUUGAUCGUUAUGAAUCACGCGUCUAUCAAGGAGGACCUCGGCACCUUGAUCAAAUUGAUGCACAUUGCAAGGAACCUGCUGGUCAAUGCAGAACCUGAAGUUCCUCAGGAUGUUUGUGCAGCCGUGCAUUUUGAUCAGAUGGUUUAUCAGACCAUUAUUCUGUGCGUCAACGUCACCAGCAAGGGAUAUGAUGGAGAGAUUUUAGACGAAACCCAGAGAUUAAAAUUGGCUGACGUUACGGAACUAUAUAAGAAGUUGUUGGUCACGUCGCUCCAGCAGGCGCAUAAUUGGACUGCCAAGCACGACCGCAACAAAAUGUCAUUUUGGUUCGACGUGCUCUUUGAUGAGGAUGAGGGCGCUUUUGGCUGUCAGGAAGAGGGCCUGGGUGACGGGUCUGGCUUCCGGCCAGACGUAGCCAAGAAACAGGUUCAGCAUUGGCUCGACCGCAACUCUAGAAUGUGCGACGCUGCGAGAAAACUUCUCAAGGACUAUGCCCAAAACCACGCAGAUAAGCCGCCAGGUAACCUGGCACCCAUCCGCCCCCUGGCUUGGAACUGGCUUCCUGAAGGCUCAGUCAGCAUACCUGGCGACUUGGCAGACACCAGCGAAAAGAUGAAUCCCGUCUGGAAGCCUGAUGAGACCGACAACUUUGAACAGGACAGAGCCUACGGGCGCGUAUCCAGGGAAAUAGAUACUUGGUGGUUGCGUGCUCGUGAUCCCAACUACGAAGAGUGGGUGGUUACCAUGCCGUCUGUGGAGCUGGCACAAUCGAGGACCGAACACUGCAAGUCGAAUUUGAUCCAUCGCUAUGCUCACUCGUACAGAGGAGGUCACUCACCACCUCCUGAAGCGGCAGAUGAUGAGCCUUCCGACCAUGAGCACUGCCAUCAUUGCCCCGAAUGCCACGAGUGUUACCACCAUCAUGACGACGCAGAAGAUGAGGAACACGACCACGAGCAUGAGCACGAGCAUAGAUGUAGCCACGAUGAUUCUGAUCAGGACGAACACGAACACGAACAGGGUCCUGAGUGUGAGCAUCACCAUCACCACCGUCAUCAUCAUCACCACCACCACCACCACCACCACCAUCCCCAUAGUCAUGACCAUGACCAUGACCAUGACCAUGACCAUGCGCAUGACUACGUCGACGAUAUGAUUGACGAAGAGGAUGGCGAUGAUGACGAGUCGUACGGCGAUGGCCCACUGACUGGACUUCUUACCGAAGUGCCCAACAUUUUGGAUCCAAAGCAAAUUGAAGCCCUCCAUAUGAUCGUCAAGUCAUGUAUCCUGGACAACGCCGGGUCCGGCCUCACUCGGGCUGGCGAAAACUUGCAAAAGACAAGAUGCAGGAUGUUCCUGGCACUCGACUGCGGCAAGAGUCUUUUGCGAGAACUCCUCGUCUUCAUUGCUGUCUGGGACAAGGACGAGCAGUCGCUCAUAUUCCAAGUCACGACUCAGAUCGUCGAGGCUCUUCACCACAGCGCCUUGAUCCCCUACGCCUGGAACUCGCUCCGAAUUCCCAAGGAUAUCAUAUCCCCAGCACAAACCGUGCUGCUACGACUGGUAAGCCACAUGUUUCGAGCCAGAGUGAACAACAAUGCCGCCAGUGGCAGCAACCACACCCCCCUUGCUACUGCUCCCAAUCCCAGCGCUUCCACUGCCAACGCGAGAGAUGCUUCACCCCAAGAAAGAGACAACUCUCGGGAUGUCAAGCUCGUCCACUUUUUCUUCAGCUACUUUCGUAGCCGCAUUGUUCCCGAAUGUGCUGCCCUCAUGCAUCUGCAGGCCCAAAUCCGCGAAGACAAAUGUGAUCCGACAGAGUUUCCCGUCGACAGCUGGGACAUGGAACGUGCCAAAGAUGGGCUGGCGCAAUACCUCGACUUUCUCACUACUGUGGCUGAAAUGGCGGACACGCGCGCCAAAUUGAUUGAAUGGGAAGCCAUAUACGACCUCAUCACUAUCCUCAACGGUCUUGAAGCUGGAGUUGCUAAAAAGCCAUUGAUCGAACUCCCCAAACGUUCGCCAUCAAAACCCGGAUCAUUGUCACCAACCUUGGCGUCCUGUCUCACCCCUACUACAGCAACAAACACCAUGGUUGAGCGGCCCUAUGCAACCGAAGCGGGAUCUCCAUCCCCAUCUCCGCCACCACCUCCAAUUCAAGAGCCAGCCUACAAGUUCCCCUGGCCUUGUGUCAAAGGUCAAAUCUUCACCAUACUCGCCACGCUCCUCCAACCACCUCCAGGGCAGUCCAGCCCUGGAAACUGUCAGGUUCAGUCCCAAAUGGUCAAACAUAACGGUAUCGUUCCGUUGCUCAACAGCUGUGCGUAUGAUGACCACAACCCCUUUGCAAAGGAACGGGUGACAAUAUGUCUCAAAUGGCUGCUAGAUGGAUGCGAGGCAGCCAACAGUUUUUUCAGGGAACUUGUCAGCAUAGUACCGCAGCCGAACUCGAAGCUUCCGUUGGCGGGGACAGUCGUCUCGACACUUAGAGUGGAUGGCAUCCAGGGCGAUAUUAAAGUGCAGGUACGAUCGAGGACGGCCCCGCCUGUAGGGAGGACAGGCGUGGUUGAAGAGGCGGAGGGCGAUGAUGAGGAGGAUCUGCUGCAGAGAGCAGCGGAAAUGAGUUUGCAUUCGGCGCCCGCUACGUCGAGGGAGAGCAUAGAAGAUGAUUUUAUGGCGUAG